AUGUCAAAUAUACAAGUAGUAGUGAGGUGUAGAGGGAGAAAUUCUAGAGAAAUAGCGGCGAAAUCGCCCGUGGUAAUAGAUUUGCCUGAUGAAAUGUACUCAAAUACAGAUUCAUAUAUCAGCAUUCGUCCCUCUAGUCCAAAUGCAAUUUCCGAUUUACAAAACUCGAGAACCUAUAAAGUAGAUAAGGUGUAUGGUUGGCAAGCUGACCAGAGCUUAAUAUUUCAGCAGGUUGCAUUACCUCUAUUUCAAGAAUUUAUGAGCGGGUACAAUGUGACCAUCUUAGCAUAUGGACAAACAGGAACCGGGAAAACGUUUACAAUGUGUGGUGAUUAUCUGGAUGAACUAAGUGAAGAUACUGGAAUUAUACCCAGAGUUUUGAAGCAACUCUUUGCAACUUUGGAAAAAGAUGAUGGUAAUGAUUACUUAGUCAAAUGUUCAUUCAUAGAAUUAUACAACGAAGAAUUGAAAGACUUACUCUCAGACGAUGAAAGAGCAAAAUUAAGGAUCUUUGAAAGCAAGCAAAAAUCUUCGAAUUCUAUCUUAAUUCAAAACUUGAAAGAAGAAAUAGUAUUGAAUUUAAACCAUGGUUUUAACAUUCUUAAGAAAGGAGUAAUGAAACGUAAAACUGCAUCAACAAAGUUAAACGAUGUUUCUUCAAGAUCGCAUACAAUAUUUUCAAUCAACUUAUACAGAAAGAAAGAUAAUGAAAUAUUCAAGGUCUCUAAAAUGAAUUUAGUCGAUUUGGCUGGGUCGGAGAAUAUAACAAAAUCAGGAGCCAUCAACCAAAGAGCAAAAGAAGCAGGAUCAAUCAAUCAAAGUUUAUUGACCUUGGGAAGAGUGAUUAAUUCUCUUAGCGAAAAGAAUGUCAGCUCUAAUCAUAUACCAUACAGAGAAUCAAAGUUGACAAGGUUGCUUCAAGAUUCAAUUGGUGGUGAAACCAAAACCACCCUCAUUGCUACUGUUUCACCAGCAAAAAUAAACAUCGAUGAAACAGCUUCAACGCUAGACUAUGCAGCUAAAGCAAAAAAUAUCAAAAACUUACCUCAAUCAGGACAAGAUUCCGACUUAAUCAUGAAAAGAGUUAUUGUCAAAGAUUUGGCAAGAGAAAUUGUUAAGCUAAACUAUGAUAUUGAAGCUACGAGAAGCAAAAAUGGGAUUUACUUACAUGAGUCCAACUACGCUAAUUUAAUUAGUGAGAAUGAGUCAAUGAAGGCAGAGUUAAAGGAAACAAACAGUAAAAUUAGGGCCUUGCUGUCCAAAGUGGAUAUGCUAGAGACGAAACGGCGAGACUACGAAUUAGGAGAAAAAUCUUCGAAGCAAAAUUUAAUGGAAGCCCAAAUAAAAAUCAAAAAUCUUGAGUCAAAUACGUGCAACUUGAAUCAAAAAAUCGUGGAUAGAGACAGUAGAGUUGCAGAAUUGGAAAAGAAAUUGACUAGAUUAAAUGAGAGAUACAAGGUUACUACAAAUCACUUGACGCAACUUGUGAAUGAGAAUUUGAAUGUUUCAGUUAAAAAGAUAGAAAAUUUAAUAAGAAAUUAUAAUAGUAGUGACAUCCAUGAGGAAAUAGAAAAAAUGAGCAAUGCAGUCUGUGAGGACUUGGACAGACUUCGCUCCAGUAUCAUUGAUCAAAUUAAAAAUGUCACCUCUACUAUUAACGAAACAGUUCAUGAUAUACCUCUGCAGGCUGGGUCAUUGACAAACGGAGUCGAAGCGAUCAGCACGGAUUUUGUUAAUAGCCAAAAGAAAUUGAAGCAAAAUUUGUCCGAUUUGAGAGUAGCCGAUGCUAAACUAUCUGGAUAUAUUAAAGAAGAUCAUUUGACGGCAGAACGACAAGCCAAAUUGACAGACGAAAUAAUCAAUGGGAAGCUAAAUGAUGGAAUCUCCCAGGUUCAUCGUCAACUCAAUGAUAAAUUAGAAGACCUAUUAAACCAAGCUAGGUCCAGCUAUAGUGGGUUGUUAGAAAGUUCUAUUUCUGAGGUUUCAAAUAGACUACUCGGAAAUGAGAGAAAGGAAAUUCAAAAGAGGCAACUAAAUUGGUCAACGGAAUCCAAAAAAAUACAUGAUGGUAUAGACAAGGACGUGGAUCUCUCCUUGAACAAUUUCGAUGAGGCAAGAGCACGCCAUAAGACAGAAAUAUCUAAAACAUUUGAUAAGUUGUCUCACUUAUUAAGCGGCAACAUAUCGAGAAAUUUAGAAAAUGUCACUAACAUAAUGGGUACGGCCACUGAAGAUGUAAUGAAGAAGAGAUCGGAGAGCUUUGACUGUAUUAAUCAAAAUAUUGAGAAUAAAGAUAGACGAAUAAAUGAAGACCUCGAAUCGGUCAAUAAGGAAUUGAUCUCCAUACAUGACUUCAAUACCGAAGCAUUAAAUCAAUCUCCUCAGCAUAGCUCCCCUGUCCGCAGGUCACCACUGAAGUCACCAAUAAGGGCAAACGUCACUAAGAGACAAUCUCCCGCAAAGUCUCUGAACAUAAUGCUGAAAUCCAAGAUCCCACAGUUGGGCAAAUUGAGUCACGAAGACCAGGAAAACUUAGCAGGAGCUUCUCUUAAAAGGAGGAAGAUUUUACAACUGGUGGAUACCAAUAACAUAUGCCAAUGA
Priceomyces carsonii is the source of this 2601-nucleotide messenger RNA. It is a transcript of the gene KIP1, whose product is annotated as Kip1p. Gene Ontology annotation, cellular component: nucleus; spindle microtubule; mitotic spindle. Gene Ontology annotation, molecular function: plus-end-directed microtubule motor activity; microtubule binding; ATP binding. Lineage: Eukaryota; Fungi; Ascomycota; Pichiomycetes; Serinales; Debaryomycetaceae. The record is from RefSeq and is a predicted model, not a curated record. Gene Ontology annotation, biological process: mitotic spindle assembly; initial mitotic spindle pole body separation; spindle elongation. The transcript has a single exon. Bases 1 to 2601 code for a protein of 866 amino acids.